Messenger RNA from Rhinolophus ferrumequinum (greater horseshoe bat), 2811 nucleotides. It is a transcript of the gene ATP6V1B1, whose product is annotated as ATPase H+ transporting V1 subunit B1. Gene Ontology annotation, cellular component: proton-transporting V-type ATPase, V1 domain. Gene Ontology annotation, molecular function: ATP binding; proton-transporting ATPase activity, rotational mechanism. Gene Ontology annotation, biological process: ATP metabolic process; proton transmembrane transport. NCBI's taxonomy places the organism in Eukaryota, Metazoa, Chordata, Mammalia, Chiroptera, Rhinolophidae. The transcript has 14 exons. The record is from RefSeq and is a predicted model, not a curated record. Bases 86 to 1627 code for a protein of 513 amino acids.
AGCUUGCUCCAGCUCCAGCUGGGCCUGGAGUGUUGGACCUGCCUCAGCAGGCUCAGGCUCUCUGCUCCCCGCCUGAUACUUCACCAUGGCCACGAAGGUAGACAGUAGACUUGGGGGGCUCCCCAGCAGUGGCUGCGACAUGGGCACAGCCCGCGAGCACAUGCAGGCAGUCACCCGAAACUACAUCACCCACCCCCGUGUCACCUACAGGACUGUGUGCAGUGUCAAUGGGCCCCUGGUGGUGCUGGACCAGGUCAAGUUUGCCCAGUAUGCUGAGAUCGUCAACUUCACCCUGCCUGAUGGGACGCAGAGGGCUGGGCAAGUGCUUGAGGUGACUGGGACCAAGGCAAUUGUUCAGGUUUUUGAAGGGACCUCUGGGAUUGAUGCCCAGAAGACCACCUGCGAAUUCACAGGGGACAUCCUACGGAUUCCAGUGUCAGAGGACAUGCUGGGUCGGGUUUUCAAUGGUUCUGGCAAACCCAUUGAUAAGGGGCCAGUGGUCAUGGCAGAGGAUUUCCUGGAUAUCAAUGGCCAGCCCAUCAACCCCUACGACCGCAUCUACCCGGAGGAGAUGAUCCAGACCGGCGUCUCUCCCAUUGACGUCAUGAACAGCAUUGCCCGUGGUCAGAAGAUUCCUAUCUUCUCAGCAGCCGGGCUCCCCCACAACGAGAUUGCCGCCCAGAUCUGCCGCCAGGCUGGGCUGGUGAAGAAGUCCAAGGCUGUGCUGGAUUAUCACGACGACAAUUUUGCCAUCGUCUUUGCAGCCAUGGGGGUGAACAUGGAGACAGCCAGGUUCUUCAAGUCUGACUUUGAGCAGAAUGGUGCUAUGGGGAAUGUCUGCCUUUUCCUGAACUUGGCCAAUGACCCCACGAUUGAGCGGAUCAUCACCCCGCGCCUGGCACUGACCGCGGCUGAAUUCCUAGCCUACCAGUGCGAGAAGCACGUGCUGGUCAUUCUGACUGACAUGAGUUCCUACGCAGAGGCUUUGCGAGAGGUCUCAGCGGCCAGAGAGGAGGUGCCCGGGCGCCGAGGAUUCCCUGGAUACAUGUACACAGACCUGGCCACCAUCUACGAGCGGGCGGGCCGCGUGUCGGGCCGGGGGGGAUCCAUCACUCAGAUCCCCAUCCUCACUAUGCCCAAUGAUGAUAUCACCCACCCAAUCCCAGACCUGACGGGCUUCAUCACAGAGGGACAGAUCUACGUGGACAGACAGCUUCAUAACCGACAGAUCUACCCACCUAUCAACGUGCUCCCUUCCCUGUCACGGCUGAUGAAGUCUGCCAUUGGGGAGGGCAUGACCAGAAAGGACCAUGGAGAUGUCUCCAACCAGCUGUACGCCUGCUAUGCCAUCGGGAAAGACGUGCAGGCCAUGAAGGCAGUGGUGGGGGAGGAGGCGCUCACUUCGGAGGACCUGCUUUACCUGGAAUUCCUGCAGAAGUUUGAGAAGAAUUUCAUUAACCAGGGCCCUUACGAGAACCGCUCAGUGUUUGAGUCGCUGGACCUGGGCUGGAAGCUGUUGCGCAUCUUCCCCAAGGAGAUGCUGAAGCGCAUCCCGCAGAACGUGAUGGAUGAGUUCUACUCCCGCGAGGGGGCGUCACAGGACACCGCGAUUGACACUGCGUUCUAGCCCCGCCUGCAGCGUGGCCCGGAAGCAGGGUCCUGGGUUCCCUGCCUUCGGCAUCGGUUCACGCAGCCCUCCGUACCCUCCAUGAUCCCACACCUGAACCAAUCGCCUCUGCGCCCACGCUCAGCCCCCGCUCUAUCCCUCUCCCUGACUUCCUGGCACUGGGAAAGAACAUAUUGUUAAACCUGUAUUCUAUGUCUUGUUCUUAUAGGAGCAUUUGUAUUUUUAUUUUAAAAGCUCCCCAAAUAAGAAGUAAGUGAGAUGAAGACGUUCAUCUUAUGUGAAAAUGAUUGGCAAAGCUGGGGGUGAUGGGUACAUGAGUUCAUUAAACUAUUCUCUCCACUUAAAAAAAGAAAAGAAGCCACAUUAGCGUCUUAACAGCUGACAACAGAAUUCCUCUUUGGGAGUUAUUUGUCUUUGUUAAGAAAUAUGUUGAUAAAUUUCUUAGGUGGAACAUGUGCUCAGGGACCAUGGAAAGGACAAUCUCCAUGACAAAAGAUGUGUCUGACUCUGACCAGCUCCAGAGAGGAGGGAGGAGAGUUGCUGGGGAGAGAGCCUGGGGGACGUAGAGGUGGUGUGAAAUGGUGAGGAGAAAACCCUUCCGGUUAAAGAAAACGGGUGAAGAGCAUCCUAAAAACCAGGAUCUGGAUUUUGCUUUGAAAGCUCCCUGUCCUUCUUUAAUGUCAUCCCUCCUGUCUCCUCUGCCCUAUCAGCUAUGAGGUCAUGAAUUCUUCCUAAGAGUCAGGGCUGGUUGAAAGGAUGGAACUUCAGCAAAGGGCUGAGUUCCAUUUCUGGGUCAAUGUGCUGUGAAACCAGCCAGAAUUCUUGGAUCAAGAGCUGACACCAAAGGAGGCCCUAAGAAUAAAGUUCCAUCCCCAUAAUAAUUCACUGCCAUUUGGGGGAAAGCUUUUGGGUGUCCACAAGGCACAGAGUUGUUUAUUUAAUAAGUUUUAUUGAUAUGUAAUUCACAUACCGUACAAUUUACCUACUUAUAAUUGUAUAAUUCAACAACUUUGUAUAUUCAAAGUUGUGCAACUGUCACCACAAUCAAUUUUUAGAUUUUCAAAAAGAAACUGCACUGCUAGCCAUCACCCGUCCAAUCCCUUGUCUGCCCUUUCCCCAGCCCUGGGCAACCAUUAAUCUACUUUCAAUCUCCAUAGCUUUGCCUAUUCUGAACAUUUCAUAUA